UCAUUAAUAGCCUAGUCAAAGUCCGGGGGGGAUUUUAUAUGGGACAACGCGCUGUAGUUUCAAGGCCAAGUGUUGUGUCUACGUUACAUACUACCGUUCCCAAGAUUCUCUGUAGGCAGUGGUGGCACAGUGUUUCCGGAGUUUGUGUUGUUAGGGGGAAGGUGGGCGCUCGGGACCUGUUGGAAAUGACGGGACGAGAAAUCGGAUACCAGUGCGCAAAUCGAACCGAACACCCCCGAAGAUAAGACACAACUUCAGACCAGCAGAAGGGUUAUGUCCAAUGGAUACCCUGAUGAGCGCUGUGGGCCCGAGGGGCCCGGUUCCGUCCAAGCGGGCCUCGGAGGUGGACUUCCGCUCGGGCACAGCGCUGGAGCAGCUCUCGGCCCAGGUGCAGGAGCUGGUGCAGCUGGAGCAGUGCGAGUUCGGGGACCAGACGGCCCUGGAGGUGCACACCGCCAAAGACUUCAUCUUUAACAUGCUCGGCCUGGUGCAGAAGGUGGACCAGCGUCUGCCCGUCUCUAACGAGUACCUCCUGCUGAGCGGCGGUGCCCGCGAGGGCGUGCUGGACCUGAACCCCGAGGAGCUGGGCGACUACGCCAAGGGCGUGGACUUCGACCUGGACUUCACGCUGCUGGUGCCCGCCAUCAAGCUGCACGACCGCAACCAGCCCGUCACGCUCGACAUGCGCCAGUCGCCGCCGUGCCACUCCUGGCUCAGCCUGCGGCUGUGCGACCAGGCCAUGCUGGCCCGCUGGCGCUCGUGCUGCGAAGACGAGGAGGAGGGUGGCGCGGAGGUCCCGGAGGCUUCGCUCGUGGCCAUCGAGGACGGCACGGAGAACGGGGACGCCAGCGCCGGCGGCGGCGGCGGCAUCGGCGGAGGGAGAGCGUCCCUGCUGUCGCUUCAGCCGCCGUCGCCGCAGAGUCUGGACGGCUGCUACUUCUCGCCGGCGCUGGUCGCCGAUUGGUUCUGGGAGGUGGUGGGCGUGGCGGUGGAGGAGCUGAAGCGCAACCCGCAGCGGGGCAUCCCCGUGCCCGACCGCGUGGAGCGCAACGGGCCGGUCACCACGCUGGUGCUGACGGCGGGCACCAGCCGCGUGCUCUACGACCUGCUGCCCGUGGUGUCGUUCCGCGGCUGGCCCGCCGUCGCCCAGGGCUGGCUGACCACCAACCACUUCUGGGACGGCAAGAUCACCGAGGAGGAGGCCAUCAGCGGCUUCUACCUGCUGCCGUGCUGCUCGCCGCGAGGCGGGCGCCCCGACCGCGAGUGGCGCCUGGCGUUCUCGCGCAGCGAGGUGCAGCUGAAGAAGUGCGUGCCGUACCCGAUGGCGCAGGCCUUCCAGGCGGCCAAGGCCGUGCUGACGCGGCUGCUCUCGCGCCCGCGCAUGGGCCUGAGCCUGUACCACCUGCGGGCGCUGCUCUUCUGGGCGUGCGACCGGCUGCCCGCCGCCUACCUGGGCUGCCCGGAGCGCGAGACGCCCGCCCGCCUCCUGCUGGGCCUGCUGGACGACCUGGCGCACUGCAUCCUGGGCAAGAGCUGCCCCAACUACUUCCUGCCGCAGUGCAACAUGCUGGAGCACCUGACGGACGGCGCCGCCCUGCUGGCGGCGCGGAAACUGGCGCACCUGCGCUCGGACCCCGGCGAGCACCUGCGGGCGGCGCUGGAGCAGGCGCGCCAGGCCAGCCGGCUCAAGAGGGAAGCCGCCGGGCUCGCCGCCAACGGGCACGGCCCCGGGCACGGCGGCGGCAUGGGCGGCCUAGCGGGCAUCUCCGCGACCCUGGGCUCGCCCGGCGCCCACCACCAAUCGCCGCAGGACGACAAGCUGGCGCAGAGGCUCCAGCAGCUGGUGACGGAGAACCCGGGCAAGUCCAUCUCGGUGUUCCUCAACCCCGACGACGUGACGCGGCCGCACUUCCGCAUCGACGACAAGUUCUUCUGAGAACCCACACAGGGAUAGGGGAACACCGGGGCAUCUGGGCAAUAAAAUGACUUUGGUGAGCUGGGGGGGGGGGGGGGCAAUAGGGGUAUCUUACCCACCCUGGUAGAGUACACAGCGCCCCCUUGAGUCGCUUGAAGAGAUAACGAGCUGAAGACGCCAAUGCUUAAAGCUAACCCUUAGAUAUCACACAGAGGUACACACACACACACACACACACACUACACUACACUACACACACACUACACUACACUUUGGUUCAUAACCAAACUGAAUCAUGAAGAACUCUUUGUGAACUCUAUGAAGCAGACACUGGAAUGGCAGACUGGCAGAGCUUCUCUGUGUCCUGUAUGUUUGCUAUUCAGAGCUGCCGUAUGGCACCCUGGUGAGAGAGGGCUCGAUUGGGGCUUUUGCCUAGUGCCAGCUUGACCUCUCCUCUCCUCUCCUCUCCUCUCCUCUCCUCUCCUCUCCUCUCCUCUCCUCUCCUGCUCAUUUAUUCCCUCAUAUGGAAUCUGACGGCACUGACGGACGAGUUACAGGUGCAAAAGUGCAAGAAGAAGCUGGAAACUAUCAUUUUUUUAAAAGAAAACCUCAAUUGUGUGAUUGUCUAUGUGUGUGUGUGUGUGUGUGUGUGUGUGUUAGUGAACAGGAGUGUGUGUUUCCCCUGUCCAGUGCACCCCGCUGUUUUAUAAAGACGAGUGACGGCAUGUCGCUGAAGGGGAGCAUCUCUCUCUCCCCCCCCCCCCCCCCCCUCUCUCUCGCUUUCCCUCUUUCUUCUCUCUCUCCCUCUCUUCUUCUGUACUACUGAGGGCUGUUUGUGCUUUUUGCUCCGCUGUGAGCCGAGGCUCCUUUUCACCCCGAGCUCGACGGCACUGCGAGGAGCGGAGAGGAGCGGAGAGGAGAGGAGCGGAGAGGAGAGGAGAGGAGCGGAGCGGAGGGCGCGUUGGCAUGGCGCGGCACGGCGCGGCGCGAGGAGGAAGAAGAGACGCGUAGGUGGAGCUGAUGUAAGAGAAUGCAACGCGGCGCGAGGAGAGAAAAGGAGGGCAGCGUCUUAAAAAGCAGCCGGAGCCUCCCUUUCUUCUUCCUCUUCUGGCUUUUCUCCUCCCUUUCUUUCUUUCUCUCUUUCUCUCUCUUUCUCCCGCUCUCCGUUUCUUCUCUUGUGUUAUUCUUAGUCCGCCCUUGUUUCAACCCUGCCCAUACAGCUCUUCUUUUGAUCCCCUCCCCCUCUCCCCACUCCGCCCCUUCCCCUCCCCCUCUCUCAGGUAUCUAUAUAUUUUUUACGAACCCACGAGCGUACUUUUUCUCCACCCCCCCACCUCCUGCACCCCACCCCACCCCCGCACCCCCUGGAUUGAGUCGAGGCUACUACUCUGAUCAGCUGGUUCUCUCCUGAGUUUUCCCCCUCAACUCCGCAACACUAGGACGCCAGGCCAAUCAUACCGUACUGUACUGUACUGUACUGUACUGUGCCGUACUGUACUGUACUGUACUUCUCGCCUGUCUGGCUGCCUGCUUGUCUGACCCUGUUGAGUAAAGAUCUGGUACGCUAACAAACGACACGCACCAAAGACCCCUGAAACCCAUUCUUCACCAGGUCCUGGUACCACUCCUCUCCGUAUUUGCCAGGCCCUGGUACCACUCCUCCUGGUACCACUCCUCAUGGUACCACUCCUCUCCGUAUUUGCCAGGCCCUGGUACCACUGCUCCUGGUACCACUCCUCCCCGUGUUCGCCAGGCCCUGGUACCAGACUUUUUGCUUUUUAUUGCUGCUAGGGGUGCGGAGCUUUGCAGAGCUUUGUGGAGAGUCAUCUGCUGGACUGUCGGAACUGCUGUAAAAAAAAAACAAGAGACUUUAUUUCCCAAAGGAUUUCAAGCUCUGACACCUCAACCAUUUUCAGGGCUUUGGCCCUGGGACUGCCAGUGCCCAAGUGUGUGUGUGUGUGUGUGUGUGUGUGUGACUUGGAUGGUGUUGUGUGUGCUUUAUUGCCAUGUCUGUUUUGCUACUUACUCUAAGCCUAGUGUCUGAAUGGUAUUUUUUUUUUUUUUUUUCAAAAGAUGUUUCUGUGGUGUAUAUGCCAUAUUAGCCCUGCAUGGGGUAUACGUGCCCCUUGAAUUCCACAUGGAUGAGAUGGCGAGGUUUCAAAGAGACGUUUUGAUUGUACACGGGUCAAUUAAAGACGUCGGGACGGAAGACAAUGCUGCAACGUAACGUGGUGACGACACUUCCACAGGAGGUCUGCUGUCAGGCGAGUUCAAGUUUGAACUCUAGUAACCUCUAUACAAUAAGUGUGUACUGUACGUUGGGCGGAUUAGACUAUGACUGUUCCUCACGUGCAGCAACUGUGUGGAGUGGGCAGUGCGGGUGGGUCGGCUGGUUUUCACUUUUGGCAGAGCUGGUCACAGCAGUGUUUACUAGUGACACUGACCAUGUCCCAAAGUUUCUGUAGCACUUCUAGUGCAUUUACAUAGAUAGACAUUUAGCACGUGAUCUGGACACGCUUUACUUGGAUGGUUCCCUGCAGACCUCUCUCAGAUGCUCCACUUAUAAACAAACACGGUGGUAAUGUUAACAAUGUUAUGGGGGUUACUGUAGAAUAGAGAUUGGGUUUGGAGAAGGUGAUGUUCAAUAAUUGUUAUAUAACAGCCAUUUUAGACUGAAGGACUGAAGUGUAAUGUCAACAAACAAUCUGGAAGAUCUCUGUAGGCGAAGUAAUCCAAGUAGAAUGUUAAAAACCCAUAAACUUGACUAAGGAAAACAAACGAAAACCUCACACAAACGUGUGGCAUUACUGUUAUGACCAAAACUGGAAAAUCAGCUAGAAGUCCCACAAGUGUGGGUGUCCAUGCCAGGCGGUUGUGGUGUGUGAGUUAGCUGUGUACAGGGGAUGUUUCUGAA
Messenger RNA from Sardina pilchardus (European sardine), 4829 nucleotides. It is a transcript of the gene tmem102, whose product is annotated as transmembrane protein 102. Lineage: Eukaryota; Metazoa; Chordata; Actinopteri; Clupeiformes; Clupeidae. The coding region runs from base 281 to 1936 and encodes 551 amino acids. The transcript has 3 exons. The record is from RefSeq and is a predicted model, not a curated record.